This is a messenger RNA of Protopolystoma xenopodis, 528 nucleotides long. The record is from the annotation of a GenBank genome assembly. NCBI's taxonomy places the organism in Eukaryota, Metazoa, Platyhelminthes, Monogenea, Polystomatidea, Polystomatidae.
AAUGUCCUUUUCAGCCUCACCUACGCAACACUACACACCGUCUCUGAGCGCCUAUCAUCCGUUGCCUACGCCACAAUCAACUGUCGCCAUGGCAACUGUAGACAGCCCCGUCAAUGCAUCGCUUCGUCUCGUGCAAUGUGGCUGGGUCUUUUGUGGAGACGCUUGCCAGACGCUGAUCACAGUCGGCGUGGGUCGUUGAAUGUGUUGCUGCAUGGCGGCAUUCGCGGUUGGAAGGUCCUUUCGCAGUUGCCAAGGGAGGCGUCAUUCUUGAAUGAUAAUCCGAACUGGUGCAGUUUGUCGCAUGACAACUGGUCCAUCUGUCUCGGGGGCAACGUGUUCAGAGCCGACAAUCAGCGGAAGGCACCGAACCAAGAAAAGGUUUUCCGUUUCACGAUUGUUGUGCUCACUUGCAUUUGGAGUGUAAGUGUGCGGUUGAAAGAGUGUCGAAGAAGAUUGGUUUCACCGGAACAUUCAAUCUCAUUCGGUUGCGGUGAAAAGGUGCCGAGAUUUCGUGCGUCAUCUGACUGA